CCUGAGUAUCCCUGGUCCAGGAUACAUGUCGAUUUCGCAGGCCCAAUUAAUGGAAUCACCUAUCUAGUCGUUGUUGACGCCUUUUCGAAAUGGCCAGAAAUCGUUCCCGUCAUGCCACCAACGACAACCCAAACGAUGCAACUGUUGACAGAGAUGUUCUCUCGCAAUGGGUUACCGGAUAUAAUCGUUUCCGACAACGGUUCGCAAUUCACCUCAAGCCAAUUUCAAGAAUUUUGCAAACGCCUAUCGAUCAAGCAUUUCCGCUCUCCACCUUACCACCCACAGUCAAAUGGACAAGCAGAAAGAUUUGUGGAUGCAUUCAAGAGAGCUCUAAUGAAGUCGAAAGGGGAGGGGACGCCAGUAGAAACACUGCAGAAUUUCUUGUUUGUUAACCGAACAACACCUAGUGAUAUGCUACCACAGCAGAAGUCCCCGGCAGAGAUCCUGAUGGGAAGGAAAUUGGGGACGGUCCACAGUCUCAUGUGCCCAAGAAACGCACCACCACCAUCUCAG
Schistosoma intercalatum is the source of this 513-nucleotide messenger RNA. Lineage: Eukaryota; Metazoa; Platyhelminthes; Trematoda; Strigeidida; Schistosomatidae. The record is from the annotation of a GenBank genome assembly.